Molecule: messenger RNA, 1131 nt
Organism: Rosa chinensis
Lineage: Eukaryota; Viridiplantae; Streptophyta; Magnoliopsida; Rosales; Rosaceae
Product: probable xyloglucan endotransglucosylase/hydrolase protein 10
Exons: 4
Coding region: 34-918 (294 amino acids)
Biological process (GO): xyloglucan metabolic process; cell wall biogenesis
Cellular component (GO): cell wall; apoplast
Molecular function (GO): xyloglucan:xyloglucosyl transferase activity; hydrolase activity, hydrolyzing O-glycosyl compounds
Source: RefSeq, a predicted model, not a curated record
UCAUAUGUAUCAUAAAGAAGCCAGAAAGUAACCAUGACUAUUUGUCACAGAACUGUCAUCUUUAUAGGGAUUCUUACUUUGAUAUCGACUCAAAUUACAAGUGGUUCGGUUGUUUCAACAGGAGACUUCAAUAAGGAUUUCUUUGUGACAUGGUCUCCAAGCCAUGUAAAUACUUCAGCUGAUGGCAAGACUAGGAGUUUGAAGCUCGACCAAGAAUCCGGUUCUGGUUUUGCUUCGAAUCAGAUGUUCUUGUUUGGACAGAUUGACAUGCAAAUUAAGCUAGUACCAGGUCGUUCAGCGGGCACAGUGGUAGCCUAUUAUCUGACAUCCGAUCAACCUAACCGUGAUGAGAUAGACUUCGAAUUCCUUGGCAAUGUGGAAGGCAAACCAUAUAUUGUCCAAACAAACAUUUUUGCUGAUGGAUUGGACAACCGUGAAGAGAGGAUCAACCUCUGGUUUGAUCCAACAAAAGACUUCCACACCUAUUCCAUAUUAUGGAACCUUCAUCAAAUUGUGUUUAUGGUGGAUUGGGUUCCCAUCAGAGUAUACAGAAACCAUGCAGACAAUGGUGUGGGAUAUCCUAGGUGGCAGCCAAUGAGCAUCAAAACCAGCCUAUGGAACGGCGACAGCUGGGCAACCGGGGGUGGCCGUGACAAAAUUGACUGGUCAAAGGGGCCCUUCAUAUCUUCAUUCAGAUACCACAAGAUUGAUGCAUGUAUUUGGAAAGGAAAUGCUAGGUUUUGCAGGGCAGAGAGCCCUACAAAUUGGUGGCACCAGAAAAGAUACAGCACCUUAACAAAUACACAGAGAAGGUUGUUCAAAUGGGUUAGGAAGUACCACAUGAUUUAUGACUAUUGCCAAGACAAACAGAGGUUCCAAGGAAAUCUUCCAAAGGAGUGUUCUCUUCCCAAGUAUUGAUCAUAGAAAUAGAUGAUCCUACACUCUACCUAUAUAUUCCUUUCUUUUUUUUUGUUUUUGUUUCCCCAUUUACUUUAUUUUUUUUCUCUGGGCUAAUUAUUCCUUAGUGAUUAUAUAGAGGCUAUUGAACAGAGGCAACAAUUUAAAAGCUCAUUGUAUUACUUCAAAGUAUUCAUAUGAUCCAUACUUGGAAGUAAAGUAAUCUUUUAGCUA